UACAGUAGGCGGCGGUAAUGCAAUUUGUUACUCCGCAAACAUCCGACACACAAUACGAGUUGCUUCCGCGUGUGUUAUUAGAUUUGUUUUUAAUGUUAUACUUGGUAAAAUGUCAAAACUAGAUAUGUUACGUUCACAUUUGUUGAAUCGUAUGUCCGCUGUCAUUCGUGAGAUCUUUGAGGAGGUGGAGGUAACAGUCAAGGAUUACCGAGAGGAGGCUGAUCGCACUCGAACAGAGAACGCAAAGCUUAAACGACAACUGAGGGAUGUUUUGAUCAGGACAGAGAAACAUUUAAACGGACAAGUCCAUCAAAUCUCUCAGCAUAUUACUGAUGAAGUUUUCCCCACAGAACUACCAACAGGUGGGUCUGGGUACCAAAAGGAAACAGAAAACCAAGAGACUUUGCAAACAAAGGACCAUGGCCAGAGUCCAGAUUCAUUCAGUGACGAGAAACCAUGCUUACGAGACUUCAUUUCAAUGAGUAAAACAGAUUCAGAGGAUAUGGAGUCAGUGCAUUUAAAAGAGAGCUCCUCCAUAUCAUCUUUAUCUUCUAUGGAAGAACAGCAGCUUGUUUCUCAGGGUAUAGAUAAGAGGUGGAAUGCAAACUUGCCCACUGAUACGAUCAAGACUGAGCAGGAUGACACUAUUAUCACAAUAACAUCAUCAGUUAUUACUGCCCCUGCAGGUCAGUGUCACGGCUCAGACACAACACACCAACUAAGAACAGGUUGUGACACUUCAACCACAUUGAAUAAAGCACAGAGGAAAGAGCUCCAUUGCACGCGACACUCCACUACUAUAGCAGACAGUCGUGAUCGCAACGGGCCAUAUAAGUGUAACAAGUGUGGAAGGCUGUUAAAGGACUUGACAAAACUGCAGUUGCACAGGAAGUUGCAUGAAAGAUCCUUCAGCUGUCACUGGUGCGGCAGAGACUUUUCUAAGGUUGAUUAUCUUCGCAUGCAUAUGCGCACGCACACGGGAGAGCGGCCAUAUCGCUGUAACUGGUGCUCAAAGACCUUCACUCAGUGUGGCAACAUGAGGAGGCAUGAGCGCACAUGCCAGAUGUUUACUAAAUAAGCAACAGCAUACGCACACGGAGAUAGACCACUUCUUAAGUUGUGAAAUGUUUUGAGAGCUAAAUGUUGCAGGAUCAGUGCAGGUUUCCCUCAAAACUCAUCUGAAAAAGCAGUAACGUCUGUUUAAUUUGUUUUCAGACCUGAGCCUUUGUUUUGGAAACUGGUGCGUUUUCUCCUUUGGUUUGAUUCGUUUAGGCCUAUGUGAACACACCAAUCCGCACCAAAACAAACUUGCAAACUACUCUGGAGCAUUUUGGUGUUAGUGUGAAGGCAAUCCGACCCAAUGGACCAACAAACAGGCUCUCUUAUUUCUUUUUUAAUAGUGCUGGGCAAAGAUUAAUUGCGAUUAGUCGCAUACAAAAUAAAAGUUAUUUUUGAUAUGAGUGCUGCACUGCAAAAAAUGAUUUUCAAGAAAAAAAUUCUUAGUAUUUUCGUCUUGUUUUCAGUAAAAAUAUC
This is a messenger RNA of Misgurnus anguillicaudatus (oriental weatherfish), 1533 nucleotides long. RefSeq lists its product as uncharacterized. Gene Ontology annotation, biological process: embryo development; regulation of transcription by RNA polymerase II. Lineage: Eukaryota; Metazoa; Chordata; Actinopteri; Cypriniformes; Cobitidae. Gene Ontology annotation, cellular component: transcription regulator complex; PcG protein complex; chromatin. The record is from RefSeq and is a predicted model, not a curated record. Gene Ontology annotation, molecular function: RNA polymerase II cis-regulatory region sequence-specific DNA binding; DNA-binding transcription factor activity, RNA polymerase II-specific.